Messenger RNA from Daphnia pulex (common water flea), 3768 nucleotides. Its product is annotated as mutS protein homolog 4-like. Gene Ontology annotation, molecular function: ATP-dependent DNA damage sensor activity; mismatched DNA binding; ATP binding. Bases 314 to 3508 code for a protein of 1064 amino acids. Gene Ontology annotation, biological process: reciprocal meiotic recombination; mismatch repair. Lineage: Eukaryota; Metazoa; Arthropoda; Branchiopoda; Diplostraca; Daphniidae. Gene Ontology annotation, cellular component: nucleus. The transcript is spliced from 19 exons. The record is from RefSeq and is a predicted model, not a curated record.
UCCAAACGAACACCAGAGGAGCCAGUUGAUGAUUCGUCUGCUACAACAGAUUUUCCCUCCACAGGAAAUUGGUAAAAGUCGUGAAACUUUCGUCUCCCGUUGAUCUUUUUGAAUUGGCCGUCGUGAGCUGUUCCAAGGUCUUGACGCAUCUUGACGGCAACGUGUUCGGGCAGCACAGACAACAGCAAUUGCUCCUUUUCGUCGACAUUGUACGUACGGGAGGAAGAUUCAUCCAGUCGCCACUCCUUUGGCCUUUCACACAGCACGCGGUUGACUGGGAAUAUAACAGCAGGCACUUUUGGUCGUGUCAAGAAUGUCGUCGUUGAAGCGGAUGAGACCGACAGGAGGAGGGGAGCAGCAGCAGCAGCAGGAGGAGGAGGAGGGCGGUCAAAGUGAAUUGUCGGAUCCGAGUUCCUCGACAGGAGCGGCGAAUUUCCCGUCGUCGUUGGCCACUCCUUUCACCACCACCAGCAGCGUCCGUCCCAGUGGAAGGACGACAAAUAACGACCAGUCGUCUCGUUUCGAUAAUCUCUCCCGUCCGUCUUCAUCCAUCCAACAAGAAGGAGGACGGUCGAGGGCAACAGCAGCAGCGUCCAAAUGGAGUGAUGGGGUUGUCGGUGGUGGUGGUGGUUCUCGGCCGUCGUCCGCCGUUGGCCCCACCAAGACUUCCAGCAGCGUCUUCAACUUGCUUUUCACUCCGGGCAGCAGCAGGUCGACGGCCACUGACAGUCGUGUCGACACAAGUCAAGGAGCCUUUGCCUUGCCCAGCGGACGGGCACCCCGGAGCUCCUCUCGCUCUUCGCUUGCACCAACGCCGGCCGCUACAAAUUUAUUCGCCGCUUUGACAAACGAAACACCCAGACUGCCGGCCGCUCCUUACUUCUCACCUCUUCCGGCGACCCGUCAGCAGUCCCCACAGCAGUCCCCACAGCUGUUUGGCAAAUCACCCUACGCCAACAGUUUACCAUCACCACCGACACCGUCAGCAGCGACUCCCGGUGCUCAGCACAGAGGGCCGCCAGUCAUCACGCCACGAUUAACAGCCGGAGGAGGUCGGUUGACUGUCGGAACUCCUUCCGUCAGCGCCACACCUAGGACUGGCCAGUCUCGCCCCCGUCGCGAUGACAACGUCAUAGUCGGAUUGGUGCACGGGCGCGGAUUCGCUCGUAAUGAAGUCGGAUUGGCCGUCAUUAACUUGACGGCCUGCGAGCUUCACUUGUGCCAGAUGACCGAUUCCCACGGCUUCGUCAAAACGCUGACUAAAAUGAAUCUAUUCCGCCCGACGGAGGUGUUGAUGCCGGACACGGCCCUGGCUCCCGGUUCUCCGUCGCCGUUGGCUCAAGCCAUCAGCCGAUUUGAUUGCGAUAUCGUCAUGACUGCCGCUAAUCGUGGAGCUUUCAACGACGCCGAAGGCAUCGAGCGCGUCCAGAAAUUGGCCGUCGUCGAUCACUUGAACAUUCUCGUUUUGAUUGAGCAAAAGUAUUACGCCCUGGCAGCUGUGGCUGCCCUAAUGGCACACCUGGAAAACAAUUUGAAUAUCAUGUUCGCUCCUGGGACGCUGAGGAUCUACUACAGCGGGACGGAUAAGACGGCCAUCAUUGAUUCGGAAACGGCCAACCGUCUGGAAGUGGUGAACAGUUUGAAUCCAACGGGCGGGCCGUCUCUACUUUCGGCGUUGAAUUCGUGCCAAACGGCGGCUGGUAAGCGGCUACUCCGCUCGAAUUUACUGGAACCCAUGACGGAUGUGGAGGCCAUCCGUCUACGUCUGGAUGCCGUCGAGGAGCUUGCGUCACGUCCUACCGACCUCCAUCAACCCAUCAAGGAGAUUCUGUCCCGUUUCGUCGAUGUUGAACGAGCCGUCAACCAGUGCGUCGUCAUGCCCAAGAAUCCUAGUCCGUCGUUCGUCGAGCAAAGGAUCAACGCCGUCGUGGCCCUCAAGCACAUCCUCUCUCUAGUGUCACCACUUGGAUCCGCCCUGGCUAAAGCCAACAGCCCAUUGAUUGUCGCCUUGGCCAAAGAGCUGUCCAGCAUUGAUGAUGAGGCGCUGCUGUCGUGCAUUCAAAACGUGUUGGACGAGCGAGUGAAACCUGUCAAAGGCAAAAUAGGCAUGCAACGCCAGCGAUUCCGCAGCGUCAAAACUGGCGUCGAUCUCAUGUUGGACGUUUGUCGGCGGACUCACAGCGAUCUCGAAACAGAGAUGGAAGAGUACGUGGAGGAGCUGUCACAAAAGUACCAAAUGCCGCUGACUUUGGCCAACACGGCACAGCGCGGCUAUCACUUGCAACAGACGCUGGGCCAGCCGAGGAAGAAGGGAGAAACCAACUACCAACCUCCGCCACCUCCGCAACUGCCGCCCGUCUUUGUCUGCAUGAAGAAACAAGGCAAUAUCAUUGCCUUUACGACGCAGCAUCUCCUGGUGUCUAACGAACGCAUCAAAUCUGUCGAGAAGGACAUUGAGAAGAUCACCAACGUGGUCAUCGAGGAUCUCCUGUCCAAGACGCGGAGCGACAUUGGAUCCCUGUACAAACUGCGUGAAAUCGUUUGCCAACUGGACGUGAUUGUUUCGUUCGCUCAAGUCAGUUCCGCCGGCGGAUUCUGUCGUCCCACAUUCAGCAACGAGCUCGUCAUCCGUUCCGGUCGCCAUCCGAUCCUGGAUCACUUUUCUCCUAGCGCCCUCGUCUCCAACGACACGGAAAUGACGGUGGAAUCCAAUUUCCAUGUCAUCACCGGAGCUAAUAUGAGUGGCAAAAGCACCUACAUCCGCCAAGUGAUGCUACUGCAAAUAAUGGCCCAGAUUGGUUGUUUUGUUCCGGCCAGCAGCGCUUCAUUCCGGAUUGCUGAUCAAAUGUUCUCCCGGCUCGGCACUCACGACCGUUUGGAAAACAACGCCUCCUCCUUCUCUCUCGAGAUGACGGAGAUGAAUUAUAUUGUCCGCAACGCCGGGCCCGGAUCUUUGGUCAUCAUCGACGAAUUGUGCAACGAGACGGCCGCCGAUCAAGGCAGUGCCAUCUGCUGGAGCAUUUGCGAGGCCCUGAUGAUGACCGAAGCUUGGGUCAUGAUUGCAACACACACGCCACUCAUCACCAAAUUGCAGGAUCUCUACUUUAACGUUACAAAUUACCACAUGGAAGUCCUAGAAGAAGAGCGCGAAGAUGGGCGAUCUAAGCUGAAUUACACUCAUGUCAUCCGACCUGGCGUCACGCAAUUGGAGAAUUACGGCAUGAAAUUGGCUUGCAUGGUCGCGUUCCCUCCCGAAAUCCUGACCAGAGCAAAGGAGCUGAUCCCGAUUCUUUCUGCCAAUUUGAAGCCGCUGCCGAAGACGACCUUUGACUUCAAGAUGAACAAGCUCAACUAUGCCCUGCACAAGAAGCUGGUGGAUAUCGGGCGCCGGAUGGAUUCUCUGCCCGACCAGACCUUCCUAAUGGAGAUGCAGCGUGUUCGCCAGGCUUACACGGACGAGCUCAACAAGAUCAUGGAAGAGCACGAAGCCGAGACCAGCGCAAACUGAUGGAAAGUCUGCCCGUCUCCGUCUCCCCCGUUGAUGUCAACUUUGUCAUUUCAUUCGUCGUGCGCUGCACCAGACGGUUCACGUUUAAAUCAUUUUCAACCCACGCCAAUUCCCUCGUUCCUCGCCCCGUUUCUUAUUAAAACUGUAACACUUGCCACCCGGAAAUUGAAUCUUUUAUUCCGUUCACUUGUAAAACGUUUCCCGGCUUUUCAAAAAAAUGUUUGACAUUUUUCGAAAGCUUUAAUAGAUAAUAUAAUCCA